UAAGGUGAGAGUUAAUAUUGAAGUUUGUGUUUCCUUGCCUGAUGUGGCUGCAUUUCCAAGUUUGCUACAAUGGGUGUCACUCUUUACAUAUUUUAUAGACUAUCAUAUGGGUUUGUGAGAAUGAAACUUGAAGAAUAAAACAAACAACAACAAAAAAAUCCACACAUCAGCUUUUUAAUACGGAUGUUUAUCAAUGAUCCUGUAUAACGGUAUACGUGAUAGGCCUGUAAGUGGAUAAAAAACACGUCACUAAGAUGUCAUAUUGUCUUGAAACAGACCGUGAAUAGUUAAUAUAAGCCCCGAGUGCCCUAUAACGCACGCGCGCUGGCACACGUGGUGAGAAAGGGUUUCAUAAACAAGCUGCUGCCACUCUGCUGCUCACUUUCCUCUGAUCCUGCUCCAGUGCAGUGCGCCUCGGAGCCAGACGCACAAGGACCAUGGCACUGGCAGACACGGAGCGCGGAGUGUCCAUUUGCGGCGACUCCAGCUCACCCUUCUCUGAGAUUAUUGAGCUCAAUGUCGGUGGGCAAGUCUAUGUCACCAGACAUAAAACUCUGGUCGCGGUGCCGGAUUCACUUCUGUGGAACAUGUUCAGUAAAAAGUCGCCCAAGGAUUUGGCACGCGACAGCAAGGGGCGCUUCUUCCUGGACAGAGACGGCUUCUUGUUCCGCUACAUCCUCGACUACCUCCGGGAUCUCAACUUAGUGCUGCCGGACUAUUUCCCAGAAAAAAGUCGACUGCAGAGGGAGGCGGACUUUUUUCAGUUGCAGGACCUGGCAAAACGCUUAAGCCCACGAAUGAGUAAGGACAACUCCAUCAGUGAAGAGAUCAGUCAGAGCGAUACGGAGGAAGGUGCGCAGCAGUGCGGCCCCUCUGGUGCCAUGGAGACUUUACGCACCGUGUCUUCUAGUGGGGCUGUGCGCUCCCCGUCGUUAGAUUCCAGAAGAUCGGGCUAUAUCACUAUCGGAUACCGCGGUUCAUACACAAUCGGAAGAGACAUUCAAACUGACGCCAAAUUCCGGCGAGUAGCGCGCAUUACCGUUUGCGGCAAGACGUCUCUCGCCAAAGAAGUAUUUGGGGAAACGCUAAACGAGAGCAGAGACCCCGACCGACCACCGGAGAGAUACACAUCUCGCUACUACCUAAAAUAUAAUUUUCUAGAACAGGCGUUUGACAAGCUGACAGAGGCGGGCUUCCACAUGGUGGCCUGCAGCUCCACUGGCACCUGCGCCUACACCAGCAAUGACCCCAACGAGGACAAAAUCUGGACCAGUUACACCGAAUACGUUUUCUGUCGGGAAUAAACAAUUUAUUUAUGCCCUGCUGUAAAUAAAACAUUUCACAAUGUAGGGAAUGUCUUUGAAAUGUAUUGUAUUAUUGGCUAUAAUGAGAGACUGUAUCACUAUGUCUGAUUAUGUUUGUUUAAAAAGAACGCAAUUACGCAUUCUCAGUAUUUAAUGACCUUAGAGUAUUGGAAAGAGGGAUGUAGAUCCAAACAACCAUUAACAUCGUCUUUAGAUCUGCAUGUCAAUAAUGACACAUUAGCCAAACUAAAUCCAAUAAGCAUAUGUCACUAUAACAUGCUUGAUUACAUUGGACACACUUUGUAUUAGCAGGUUGAUUGCAAAUAUGUAAGUAUAUGUACAUUCACGGUAUAUGUUCAGCCUGUUCAGAAGAAUAAACUUUUAUUGUGAUUCUCAAAA
Molecule: messenger RNA, 1703 nt
Organism: Boleophthalmus pectinirostris (great blue-spotted mudskipper)
Lineage: Eukaryota; Metazoa; Chordata; Actinopteri; Gobiiformes; Gobiidae
Gene: kctd12.1
Product: potassium channel tetramerisation domain containing 12.1
Exons: 1
Coding region: 438-1304 (288 amino acids)
Biological process (GO): regulation of G protein-coupled receptor signaling pathway; protein homooligomerization
Cellular component (GO): postsynaptic membrane; presynaptic membrane
Molecular function (GO): protein binding
Source: RefSeq, a predicted model, not a curated record